Messenger RNA from Lathyrus sativus (Indian pea), 1500 nucleotides. Lineage: Eukaryota; Viridiplantae; Streptophyta; Magnoliopsida; Fabales; Fabaceae. The record is from the annotation of a GenBank genome assembly.
AUGUCCAAACCUUUCCUAUCUUUGCUUUCACUUUCCUUGCUAAUCUUUGCAAGCGCAUGUUUAGCAACACGCUCUGAGUUUGACAGACUCAACCAAUGCCAGCUAGACAAUAUCAAUGCAUUGGAACCAGACCACCGUGUUGAGUCCGAAGCUGGUCUUACUGAGACAUGGAAUCCAAAUCACCCUGAGCUAAGAUGUGCCGGUGUGUCUCUUAUCAGACGCACCAUCGACCCUAAUGGACUCCACUUGCCAUCUUUCUCACCCUCUCCACAGUUGAUUUUCAUCAUCCAAGGAAAGGGUGUACUUGGACUUUCAGUUCCCGGAUGUCCCGAGACUUAUGAAGAGCCACGUUCAUCACAAUCUAGACAAGAGUCAAGGCAGCAACAAGGUGACAGUCACCAGAAGAUUCGUCGAUUCAGAAAAGGUGAUAUCAUUGCCAUUCCAUCGGGAAUUCCCUAUUGGACAUAUAACCAUGGCGAUGAACCUCUUGUUGCCAUUAGUCUUCUUGACACUUCCAACAUUGCAAACCAGCUCGAUUCAACCCCAAGAGUAUUUUACCUUGGUGGGAACCCAGAGGCAGAGUUCCCUGAAACACAGGAAGAACAACAGGAAAGACAUCAACAGAGCCACUUUGCACCCGUUGGACGUAGGGCUGGACAACACCAACAAGAAGAGGAAUCUGAAGAACAAAACGAAGGUAACAGCGUGCUGAGUGGCUUCAGCUCAGAGUUUUUAGCACAAACGUUCAACACUGAAGAGGAUACAGCUAAGAGACUUCGAUCUCCACGAGACGAAAGGAGUCAAAUUGUGCGAGUUGAGGGAGGUCUCCGCAUUAUCAACCCCAAGGGGCAGAAAGAAGAAGAAAAAGAACAGAGUCAUUCUCACAGUGAGGCGGAGGAGGAAGAAGAAGAAGAAGAAGAAGAGGAGAAACAAAGAAGUGAGCGGAGAAAGAAUGGUUUGGAAGAAACUAUCUGUAGUGCCAAAAUUCGAGAGAACAUUGCUGACCCUGCACGUGCCGACCUCUAUAACCCACGUGCUGGUCGUAUCAGCACUGCAAACAGUUUAACUCUCCCAGUCCUCCGCUAUUUACGCCUCAGUGCUCAAUAUGUUCGUCUCUACCGGAAUGGUAUAUAUGCUCCACACUGGAACAUUAACGCAAACAGUCUGCUGUACGUGAUUAGAGGAGAAGGAAGAGUUAGGAUUGUGAACUGCCAAGGAGACGCGGUGUUUGACAACAAGGUGAGAAAGGGACAGUUGGUGGUGGUACCACAAAACUUUGUGGUGGCGGAACAAGCUGGGGAGGAAGAAGGAUUAGAGUAUGUGGUGUUCAAGACAAACGACAGAGCUGCUGUUAGCCACGUACAACAGGUGUUUAGAGCCACUCCCGAAGAGGUUCUUGCAAAUUCUUUUGGUCUUCGUCAACGCCAAGUCACCGAGUUAAAGCGCAGUGGAAAUCGUAGCCCUCUGGUUCACCCUCAGUCUGAAUCUCAAUCUCAUUGA